AAUGUAAUGUCCGAGGCCACGCCACCAUUUUUCUAACACAAGACUUUCUCUCUCUCUCUAGCUUUCUUUGCUCCUCAACUCCAUUCCAUUCACUCUCUCCCACAACUCUCUCUACUUGGAUCCAUUCAGUUGAGCGGUGUCAUCUUCCUUGAUAAAGAACAGACGCAAUGAGUAGUUCUCUAUCAAUUGGAUAAAAAUAUUAUCUAAAACAAAAUGGGAGGCUGCUGCUGUUGCUUUUCUUCUAAAGGAGCCGAACUCAACAGUUCACCGCGCUUCUAUCACUAUCCAAUAGCAUCAGAGGAACGCCAACCUUUAUCAUCGAGCAAUGGUGCAGCUUCAACAGGGCUUCUAGUCGAUACAAAUCUCGAAACGUCAAUACCCGACACUUAUAGACCGCCACCUGCACCUAUACCCUACGACGUCAGUGUGGGCCCGCCUCGGAGUCCACUCAACAACAAUCAUCGAGAAACUUCUGGUGCUAAGCAAGAACCACCUCUGCAGACAAAUGACGAGUCUGUUGUUGGAGAAAUAACUAAUAGUAACAGUGCGGAAACUGUCACUAAAGAAGCCAAAGGAUCUGAUUGCAAAGAGAUUACCAACAUCGAACUUGUUGCGACAAAAGAAACGGAAGAUGAGAUUGAGAAGUCUGAUGAUGAAUUAAAGAAGCCUACUGGACCGAUUUUACCCCCCGAAGAGUGUCCCACAUGUCUUGAAGAAUAUGAUGAAGAAAACCCAAAAAUAAUCACGAAAUGCGAACAUCAUUUUCACUUAUCGUGCAUUCUUGAAUGGAUGGAAAGAAGUGACACGUGCCCUGUGUGUGAUCAGGAAAUGAUAAUCGAGUUCCCCGUCAAUGAAUAGCACUGUCGUCAAGGUAAAGAAUGCAUAUGCGCGCGUGUAUCGGGUUUGUCAGUAGCAACCACACUUUCGGUUUUCAUUUUUUUUCCUCCUUUUCUUUUCUGCCUUCAUGUCCUCUUUGCUUUGGUAAUCCCAUUGGAAAAACAAAUAAAACUAAAUAUCAAGAAGAACAACAACGGUACGAACCAUGUAACUCAAGUUACUUCUCGAAAAGGAAGGGGCAGUUUCGUACUUUCAUGUUUAUCUGCCCUCUAUUGGAGAUUUGUUUGAGCGUUGAUCCAAUCAACAACAAAAAAAUGUUAGAAGAUGAAUUAUUUUUGUACAGGAGUCUGUCUUGUCUUCAUUUCAUGUUGGUUUUUUUUUUUUUUAUACUUGUUUGUAGAAAAAGAAGUUUGAUGUGCAGGAUUUGAUUUUGCAAAGUGGUUUUUAUUUUAUACA
Molecule: messenger RNA, 1293 nt
Organism: Helianthus annuus (common sunflower)
Lineage: Eukaryota; Viridiplantae; Streptophyta; Magnoliopsida; Asterales; Asteraceae
Product: probable E3 ubiquitin-protein ligase RHB1A
Exons: 5
Coding region: 214-858 (214 amino acids)
Molecular function (GO): ubiquitin-protein transferase activity
Source: RefSeq, a predicted model, not a curated record